AUGGCUUCAUCCUCGCUCUUCCCGCAAUUUGGUAACGUCUUUGGUGCCCCAAGUUCAGCUGGUCGUAAUGAACUCGUAUCUUUUAAUGCUGGUAAAAUGACUGUAAAACCAACAACAAAUGGGAAAUUUCUCGUGAUUCCACAAUUGGAAAAGGGAAAAAUCUGUCUAUUACGUGGAGAUGAUCAAUUACUUCAUUUUCAAUGGAUGGAUCGUCAAACUGGAGCGAGUCCUGAGGACUUUAUCAUUUUCCCAGAUGAUGCUCACUUUGCCAAGGUCGACACUGGUCGUCCGAAGGAUCGUGUAUACAUUCUUCAGUAUAAAAACUCAUCGCGUCGCUUUUUCUUUUGGAUGCAGAACAAGGACGCGUCACGUGAUGAAGAGCUGGUGAAGAAAGUAAAUGACGCGAUGAAUAACGCACAGGCAGCCUCCAGUAGUGAUGGCGGUCGUAACUCUGGUAACAACGUACAGUUGGAUCACAAUGCCAUUAUGCAGAUGCUGGGCGCCAUGGGAGCCGGAGAUCAGGGUCGUGGAGGUGCCGGUGGUACUGGUCAAGCUGUCCAGAUGUCAGAGUUGCAGAAUAUCCUGCAGAACAUGGGAUUGCCUGCAGGUACCCAGUCGGUGGCCUCGUCGCCAGCGACGUCGGCUGUGUCGUCAUCUCAGGCGUCACAGAAUGGCGGUGGCAGCUCGGCGGCUGCUACCACGGCGUCGACUCAGCACGAACAUGAUGUGAGUGGUAUGGAAGUGGACGAAAUGGAUGAAGAUGAGCUCCUGCGACUAGCUAUUGAGGAGAGCAUGCGCGACGGAGGCAGCACUAAUCCAAGUGCACCCGGAGGCGGCGCUACCGAAGGUAAUAGCGACUUGGAUAGCAGCAACAGACCUGCAGGCCGCGGUGGACGCAAUGGCAGUGAUGCUGUAGCUUCAUCCGCCAUCCCCGCCGCAACGGCAACAGCUCCAGUUCCGCUAACGACCUCAACAGCAUCUGUAGCUGCAACUAGUGCGAGUAGUAGUGCUCCUGCUGCUGGUGGAAGUCUUACAACGGCAGAUCUUCAACGCGCAAUGGCUUCUUUCCAACAACUUGCGCAACCGAAGCCCGUCUCCUUGAUCAAGCUUCUCACUGCUGACAACGUAGGAAGUAUUCUUGAUGAUCCAGCAUGUGUCGAAGCCCUGCUUCCGCACUUGCCGGAAGGCUCUCAAACUCUUGCGGAACUUCGUGCAACGAUGCAUUCUCCUCAAUUGCGUCAGAGCAUUGGCUCGCUUGAGAAAGCUCUGCAGACCGGAAACUCGAAUGCGGUUAUGGCCAGUUUCGGUCUGGAUCCUGCUGCAGGUGCUGCAAAGCUCGCAUUUGGCGACGGUGUGGGUGCUCUACUUGCCGCGAUCCAGGCAUGGGCAGACCAACAAGACACGACAAUGUCUAUUCCGAAUGAUCAGAGCAAGUCGAACUAA
Messenger RNA from Peronospora farinosa, 1443 nucleotides. Lineage: Eukaryota; Oomycota; Peronosporomycetes; Peronosporales; Peronosporaceae. The record is from the annotation of a GenBank genome assembly.